GCCGCUCUAGCCCUCCCGCCUCGCUUCCUCUCCCAAGAUGGCGGCCUGGAUGACGCUCUGCGCGGCGACGGCGCUGGCGCUGGCGCUGCUGCUGCUGCUGUUGCUAUGGCGACGGGCGCGGCCUAGCGGGGCCCGGUCCCACCGGGUGGCGGUGGUGGUCCUGGGCGACCUGGGCCGGAGCCCCCGCAUGCAGUACCAUGCCCUCUCUCUGGCCCGGCGGGGACGCCGCGUCGCCUUCCUCGGCUACUCCGGCACGAAGCCACACUGUCAGAUCUUGCACCAUGAAAACAUACGGAUGGUUCCAGUGACAGACUUCAAAGCCUGGCAAGCCGGACCAAAGGUUUUCCAGUAUAUUCUAAAGGUGUUGGUCCAGAGCGCCCAGCUGUUUUAUACGAUGUUGAAGAUAGAUCAACCAGGCUAUGUCCUCCUGCAGAAUCCCCCAGGCCUGCCCAGCAUAGCCAUCGCCUGGCUGAUCUGUCUUGUGCGGAACAGCAAAUUCAUUAUUGACUGGCACAACUACGGCUAUACCAUCAUGAGCCUGACCCAUGGAAAGGGACACCCGAUUGUCCGGAUUGCUAAAUGGUAUGAAGAAUUCUUUGGCCGUCUGGCGAAUGAUAGUAUUUGUGUGACUAAUGCGAUGAAGGAGGAUCUUCAGGCACAGUGUAACAUCAGAGCCGUCACCCUCUACGACAAGCCGGCUUCUUUCUUCAAGGAAACAGCCCUGAGUGAUCAGCAUGCGCUGUUCGUGAGACUCGCCAAAGACCAUCCUCCGUUCAAAGCCCCACUUGGAACAGAGCCCUCCCUCCUGGAUGAUCAUGAGAAAUCUGCCUUCACCCAGCUUGACGUCAGAACGGGAAACGUGACGCAGCGCCCGGGCCGACCGGCUCUCCUCAUCAGCAGCACUAGCUGGACAGAGGAUGAAGAUUUUUCCAUCUUGCUCAAAGCUUUAGAAGAAUACGAGCAGUAUCUCCGUGAAGGAGCAAAGCUUCCCCCCUUAGUGUGUGUGAUAACAGGCAAAGGGCCUCUGAAGGGCUAUUAUAACAAGCUGAUGGCGACUCUGCACUUCGAGCAUAUCCAGAUCUGCACUCCCUGGCUGGAAGCAGAGGACUACCCCCUUCUCCUCGGCUCGGCCGAUUUAGGUGUGUGCCUCCAUAAAUCCUCCAGCGGCUUGGAUCUGCCGAUGAAAGUGGUGGACAUGUUUGGCUGCUGCUUGCCUGUGUGUGCCGUGCACUUCCAGUGUUUACAUGAACUGGUGAAGCACGGAGUCAACGGUUUGAUAUUCAAGGACUCGAGAGAACUCGCCGAGCAGCUGAAGAUGCUUUUUUGGGAAUUCCCUAGCGUGGAAAGCAAGCUCCACUUAUUCCGACAAAACCUUCGCUCCGCCAAGCAGCUGCGGUGGGAGGAAAGCUGGGAGCAGGCGGUCUUUCCUCUAUUUAAUGACGGUUUAACUGAUAAUCACAGAAGUUAAUUUAUAGGUCGCACAUUCCCAAAUACUGUAAUACUGUGAAAGUGUUUGUAAAUUAAAAUACUUUUUCUUAAAAAACAACAA
Pogona vitticeps (central bearded dragon) is the source of this 1549-nucleotide messenger RNA. The record is from RefSeq and is a predicted model, not a curated record. NCBI's taxonomy places the organism in Eukaryota, Metazoa, Chordata, Lepidosauria, Squamata, Agamidae.